CUGGUCGGGGGUUCACCUCACAGGUACGGACUGACGAUUGCCCCUGUCCUGUAACUGUAAGCGGGGGUCAGGCUUACAGGACUACAUCUCCCGGCAUGCCUCGCUCCAUGACUACAACUCCCGGCAUGCUUUGCUGUCAUAGCGGCCUGGCGGUGCGUGCAGGGUUCCUGGACACUGACUGUAACCUUGGGCAGAUCCAUCAUCAGGCGGUGAGAUGGCGAAUCAUCUGAAGUUCGUCGCCCGCACGGUGAUGGUGCAGAACGGAAACGUGGACGCCGCUUAUAAGACGCUGAACAGGAUCCUGACGACAGAAGGAUUAGUUGACGAGGUGAAGCGGAGACGUUAUUACGAGAAGCCAUGUGACCAGAGGAGGAGGAUAAAGUACGAGACCUGUCAGCGGAUCUACAACUCCGAGAUGGCAAGAAAGAUUGCGUUCCUGAGCCGGAAGGCCCGCACGGACCCCUGGCCUGGAUGUUAGAGGGGUGACGACGCUGGGGGCAGCGCUAUGGCGUCACACUCGUCACCACAUCACAUGACCGGCGGCAGGAGAUGCUAUGGGCGGCCUCAGAAUGAUUGAUUCGGUGCAGAUGUAAUGAAUGUGAAUAAUAAACUGUUUUCUCUAUAA
Messenger RNA from Bufo bufo (common toad), 625 nucleotides. It is a transcript of the gene MRPS21, whose product is annotated as mitochondrial ribosomal protein S21. Gene Ontology annotation, biological process: translation. Bases 215 to 478 code for a protein of 87 amino acids. Gene Ontology annotation, molecular function: structural constituent of ribosome. The record is from RefSeq and is a predicted model, not a curated record. NCBI's taxonomy places the organism in Eukaryota, Metazoa, Chordata, Amphibia, Anura, Bufonidae. The transcript is spliced from 3 exons. Gene Ontology annotation, cellular component: ribosome.